This is a messenger RNA of Homo sapiens (human), 7537 nucleotides long. RefSeq names its product steroid 5 alpha-reductase 1 (gene SRD5A1). Bases 859 to 1419 code for a protein of 186 amino acids. Gene Ontology annotation, biological process: response to muscle activity; response to estrogen; androgen catabolic process. The record is from RefSeq and is marked validated. The transcript is spliced from 6 exons. NCBI's taxonomy places the organism in Eukaryota, Metazoa, Chordata, Mammalia, Primates, Hominidae. Gene Ontology annotation, molecular function: 3-oxo-5-alpha-steroid 4-dehydrogenase activity; NADPH binding; oxidoreductase activity, acting on the CH-CH group of donors. Gene Ontology annotation, cellular component: cell body fiber; membrane; perinuclear region of cytoplasm.
CCUUUCUGCAGAGUCCCGGCAGUGCGGGACUCCGGUAGCCGCCCCUCCGGUAGCCGCCCCUCCUGCCCCCGCGCCGCCGCCCUAUAUGUUGCCCGCCGCGGCCUCUGGGGCAUGGAGCACGCUGCCCAGCCCUGGCGAUGGCAACGGCGACGGGGGUGGCGGAGGAGCGCCUGCUGGCCGCGCUCGCCUACCUGCAGUGCGCCGUGGGCUGCGCGGUCUUCGCGCGCAAUCGUCAGACGAACUCAGUGUACGGCCGCCACGCGCUGCCCAGCCACAGGCUCCGAGUGCCGGCGCGGGCCGCCUGGGUGGUGCAGGAGCUGCCCUCGCUGGCCCUGCCGCUCUACCAGUACGCCAGCGAGUCCGCCCCGCGUCUCCGCAGCGCGCCCAACUGCAUCCUCCUGGCCAUGUUCCUCGUCCACUACGGGCAUCGGAAAUGUUGGUAUGCAAGCACUUGCAGUGUGCCUACAUCCCAAAUGCCAGCCCAUGGUACCCAUUGUCUGCCCGGAUCUGAAUCAUGAUUCCAAGACGCAGAGAGAAAUUGCUGGGAUUCGUUGUUCUUAUUCAUUGCUUGGCAACACUGCAGCUUCCAGGAGAAUACCCACCUCACUGAUGACACAACAUCUGAAUGCACACUUACUGGCCAACACGUGCUUUGCUGUAAAUCAGUAUGAAGUCUUCCUAGGGGUCCUGGCCUGAAUGAGAUGAGAACCUUGGAGGCUGCUUUUGACUCAUGUGAAUGUCUUCCCCAGGAGUUAAGUGGGAGUGCUGGGGAGAGAGUGGCUUGAGGAUGCACAGCCAGCAUGACACUACUAUUAUGUGAUUACUGUCGACGUUCAUAACCAUAACUAAUGACUAAUUAUGACUUUACCCUGGCGCACAUGGUCAGAAUGGAAACAAAUAACAAGCUUUACAGUUUUUCCUGCUCUAUUAAGGUGCUUAAUUUACCCAUUUCUGAUGCGAGGAGGAAAGCCUAUGCCACUGUUGGCGUGUACAAUGGCGAUUAUGUUCUGUACCUGUAACGGCUAUUUGCAAAGCAGAUACUUGAGCCAUUGUGCAGUGUAUGCUGAUGACUGGGUAACAGAUCCCCGUUUUCUAAUAGGUUUUGGCUUGUGGUUAACGGGCAUGUUGAUAAACAUCCAUUCAGAUCAUAUCCUAAGGAAUCUCAGAAAACCAGGAGAUACUGGAUACAAAAUACCAAGGGGAGGCUUAUUUGAAUACGUAACUGCAGCCAACUAUUUUGGAGAAAUCAUGGAGUGGUGUGGCUAUGCCCUGGCCAGCUGGUCUGUCCAAGGCGCGGCUUUUGCUUUCUUCACGUUUUGUUUUUUAUCUGGUAGAGCAAAAGAGCAUCAUGAGUGGUACCUCCGGAAAUUUGAAGAGUAUCCAAAGUUCAGAAAAAUUAUAAUUCCAUUUUUGUUUUAAGUGCGUUUUUCAUGAAAUUAUCUUCAACUUGAAGCUUUCCAAUGGCGCUUCUCUAUGGACUUUGUAAAUAAGUUAUAUCUUUGUAAUUUUCCUGCUACUUUAUCAUUUUCAAGAUGUCCUCUAGGAAUUUUUUUUCUAGUAAUUUUGCAAUCUACCUAAUAAGUACCUAAAUACGCUGAAAUGGAGGUUGAAUAUCCUACUGUGUAACAGGUCAGAAUUUCAAGCUCUGGGUAAUAACUGCUGAUAUUUUUUCUAAUUUCAAAUUUACCUCUUUUGGCUAUGUCUUGCCAAGUGUGUAUGAGACUAGACUUUACAACUGUCUUUGAUGGCAUUUUCAGAACAAUAAAUGUCACAAUCCCUUCUAUAGCCCCCUACAGUGAUCUCUUCAAGGUCAACUGCAGUGUUGCUUCCCUCCCCCUAUAGGGCUGGAAUCUGUCUAGGAGCCCUCUCUCGGAGGCCACAGAGGCUGGGGGUAGCCAUUGUGCAGUCAUGGCCCGGGGGAAACUUGCCAACCUUCGUGUCAGGUGCUGUGUGUAAGUGGAGAACUUGGGGAUAGAGGAGGAAGCUCCUCGUGGCCCUUCCAAGGUGAGGCAAAGGCAUCUGGACUUGUUCCAGCCCAGCCCACCGGGUGACAUCACCGGGCAGGGAGGGGUGCUGGUGGUGGUUCAUACGGAGUAAGCUGCUCUGCCUGUGUGAGUGGCUCCUGGGCCCUAAACAGGCACCUUUAGGCCAUGGGUCACUCACCGUGAGCCAUCAAUGUGCUCUGGUCUGACAUGGUUUCUCUCUGUCUUCUAGUCUAGACCUAGUUUUUUUGUUCUGUUCCCCACGUAUGGAUAUAGUAGAGAUUGUUGUCUGUGAAAUUUCUCUUUUGUAGAUUUUGAGUUUUCCCUUGUAGUGUAAAGAAUGAUCACUUUCUGUAACAAUAACAAGACCACUUUUUAAGAUUUAUCCUGUUUGUUCUUUGUUGAUUGAAACAUAAUAAUUGUUAAAAUUCUCUACAGCCUUCUUUUUCUUCCAUAGCUAAUCUUCCUUCUAAUAGUUUUUGCUUUCUGUUUUGCUGUUGUUGCUUUGCAAAGCUUUCCCCUCAUAGCCUGUACCUGUUAUCAAUAUAAAAUAAUCUUCCUGUUGAAUGCUUCAUGACUUGAAUUCUACUUUGAUAAAAACAUUGCCAUACUGCUUUUUAUCUUGAUGAAUUCAUCUGGCAUUGCUUUGCCUUAUCAUCUCAUCUGGAGUUUUUAAAUGCCAUUUGUUUCAGUUGUCUUUAACAACAUAAUAAAUAGACUUUGCCAUUUAACAAGGUAGCUCAAAUUCUUUUACUAAUUGUUACAUCGAAACAUUCUUUCAUCAUAUUUCCUGUUUUUAUUUGGUUUUUUCAACUUCUUCUGUUUACUAUCUACAGUGAUUUGGAAAGGAGAUUUCCUUUAAAACAAACAAGCUUAUUGGGAAUGGCUUUUAUGAUUUUUAAAGUAGCCUUGAGAGCUUCCAGUUAAAUCUGAUGAGCUGAACAUACACCUUUCCUUCUCCCCUCUCUAUUCUGACCCCAGUUGAAAUCACCUCAAAGGAAUUUAGGUGGGGGAGUGGCCCCAUAAAGAGAGUGAGAGAGAGUCACCACUGCAGAUGGACCACAGCACGGGUGGAGAUGGGCCUGAUGUGGCAGAGCAGAGAGGCCAUGACAGUGCACACCCUGCGGAGACCCUGGGUCCUCACAUCUGGGCUGACAGAAGGCAGAGGGAAAUGAGCAUCUCAAAGUGAGACCAACUAAACAUGGCGCCUGCAGCAGAAAGCAGUGUCCUCUGCACCCCCACUCUCCAGGGAGAGCACAGAGAGCCCAGAAAUGAGCCAUGUGCCCAUUGCCGGGGAAGAGAAGGUAGGCUGAGGAGGUGGCCUUUCCUAACACAAAAAUUAACUAAGUGGGGAAAACCAGAGAACUAGGUGUUGGCAUCCCAGGAAAAAAAUAAAGUCUCCACAUUUUGGCCUAUAGGGAUCCUGCCCCAUAAUGGCUGGUUACCUCCUGCCUCAAGCUGCAGGGAAGCCAGGGGGUGGCAUGGCCAUGGCUUCUCCCUCAGAGAGGCCUCUGUGCACGACUUCAGUCACCCAACACUGACAGAACUUGGAACCCAAAAGCCCAUUUCUCUCCUUCCGUCCAGACCCUGUCUGCUGUUAUCUGUAGGAAGACCACAGCCAACUGCUAUCAUGACCAAAGCUAAAAUCCAAUGAGGCAGAGAACAAUAGUUGUACCCAUCUCCUCCUUAGUCUCCAAGGCCAGCGGUGCAUGCAUUUGUGCAUUCAACAACAUUUGCCAAGCACUUACUGUAUAUCAAGCACAGCAGUGGGUGCUGAGGACGGAUGGGUAGAAAAAACAGUCCUGGCCCAGGUGGAGUGACAGGUAAGAAACAAGUAAGUAGCUAAAAUAAUGUUAGGUAGAAAAAAAUAACAAGAAUAAAAGCAAGGAAAAGGGAAGGGACCCUCACUUGUGUCUGAUACAGCCAUAAUCUUCUCUAUCGGCCAUUGCUGUAACCAAAGCUUAACCACCUUUCUUAAGAUAUUGAUCAACCAGAUCAUUGCAAAUACUGCUAAUUGAUUCCUUUUUAUGGCUGAGUAGUAUUCCAUUGUAUAUAUAUAUAUACCACUUGUUGACUGAUGGGCAUUUGGGUUGGUUCCACGAUUUUGCAGUUGUGAAUUGUGCUGCUAUAAACAUGUGCGUGCAAGUAUCUUUUUUUGAAUAAUGACUUCUUUUCCUCUGGGUAGAUACCCAGUAAUGGGAUUGCUGGAUCAAAUGGUAGUUCUACUUUUAGUUCUAAGGAAUUUCCACACUGUUUUCCAUGGUGGCUCUAAUAGUUUACAUUCCCACCAGCAGUGUGGAAGUGUUCCAUGAUUGCCGCAUGCAUGCCAACAUCUACUGUUUUUUGAUUUUUUUGGUUAUGGCCGUUCUUGCAGGAGUAAGGGGGUAUCGCACUGUAGUUUUUAUUUGCAUUUCCCUGAUCAUUAGUGAUGUUGAGCAUUUUUUCAUACUUUGUUGGCCAUUUGUAUAUCUUCUUUUGAGAAUUGUCUAUUCAUGUCCUUAACCCACUUUUUGAUGGGAUUGUUUGUUUUUUUCUUACUGAUUUGUUUGAGUUUGUUGUAGAUUCUGGAUAUUAGUCCUUUGUCUGAUGUAUAGAUUGUGAAGAUUUUCUCCCACUCUGUGCGUUGUCUGUUUACUCUGCUGACUGUUGCUUUUACCAUGCAAAAGCUCUUUAGUUUAAUUAAGUCCCAUCUAUUUAUCUUUGUUUUUAUUGUUGGAAACUAUUAUUCUAAGUUAAGUAACUCAGGAAUGGAAAACCAAACAACCUAUGUUCUCAUUGAUAUGUGGGAGCUAAGCUAUGAGGACACAAAGGCAUAAGAAUGGUACAAUGGACUUUGGGGACUUGGGGGGAAGGGUAAGGGGGGGUGAGGAAUAAAAGACAACAUAUAUGGUAUAGUAUAUACUACUCAGGAGAUGGGUGCACCAGGAUCUCACAAAUCACCACUAAAGAAUUUACUCAUGUAACCAAAUACCACCUGUACCCCCAAUAACUUAUGGGAAAAAAAGAUAUUCAUCGACCUAUUCCAGGUCCUCUCUCCACCACUGAGCCUCGUGGGGACAUAAAGAGCUGCCUGCCCUCCCCUGUUCCCCUUGCCUUUUUGCAGCAGGAUUCCUGAAAAUGUUGACUUACAGAUACGUUUUUGAGAUAUGAACGUUUGUUAUUUCCUGGUGCUUAGGGAAGAAAAUAAUUGAUGUUGUGAGUUGGGCGGGACUUUAGGGACUAUGCUGAACAAUCCACUGACCACUGCAGGCUCCCAUUUAUGAUCUUGGGCCAACAGCCACCAGCCUCUGUUCAUGCAGUCUCACUGAGGGCAGUUACUUCUUUGGAGUGGCAUGCCUCUGAGCAGAUAAUUCCAAUAAUCAAUGUCAAACUAGAUAUUGAAACAGCCCAAGUGUCCUGGUAAAGCUAGCUGUUGAUACUCCUGACUGUUGCAUUAUUUUGUUUUUUGUUUUGUUUUGUUUUGAGACGGAGUCUUGCUCUGUCACCCAGGCUGGAGUGCAAUGGUGCGAUCUUGGCUCACUGCAAGCUGUGCCUCCCGGGUUCAAACAAUUCUUCUGCCUCAGCCUCCCGAGUAGCUGGGAUUACAGGUGCAUGCCACCAUGCCCAGCUAAUUUUGUAUUUUUAGUAGAGACAGGGUUUCACCAUGUUGUCCAGGCUGGUCUUGAACUCCUGACCUCAAGUGAUCCACCCACCUUGGCCUCCCAAGGUGCUGGGAUUACAGGCACAAGCCACAGCUCCCGGCCCAACUGUUGCAUUAUUAUUUGCAAAUGUUGGCUAUCCCUGCUGUUGUCUAUAUAUCAAUUUUGUCUACCCAACACAGCUGUAAACUUCUCAAGGUGAGGAGUGAGCCAUCACUCUUUGCACCUCUUGCUGUGAUUGACAUGGUAUACCUUAAGAUAUAUGUUAAUUCCUAUGUCUUAAUAAAUAUUGGCUUAUGGAGAAUUUGUUGGAGCAAGUACAGACCCUAUGUUUAACUUCUUUUAUUCAACAGAAUUAAAAAACUAGCUAGUUCUCUCAAUAAAAUAAUACUUUCUUUUCUUUCUUAAAAUCUAGCUGAUCUGGUCUAAAAUACACAUGUGGGAGGCGGGAUUGUAGAAAUAUCUCAAAUUAAUUAGCGUCUAGCUCUUUGUAAGGUAAUUGACAGUCUGAGUUAGUUGCUUCCCCCACUGCAAAGCAGCAAAAUCUGCUCUCAAAGGCUUCACGUAGCCGGGAAAACUCCGUUCCCAAUUCAGAUCCUCUGGGGAGGGCAUCAAUUAUUUCCUAUUGUUUUUAGCACCGAUUGUUCUGUCUAAUUUGAAAGGAUCCAAAAAAGGAAAUGAUACUUGGCAUUAGUAUCAUUCUCCAUCACUCUUGAAAGAUAUAUGAAGGGAAUGUUGGCGCAAUCAGUCUAGAAACAUAUUUCUCCCAUAACAAUAAGCCAGUUCUUUUUGCUUUGAAUCAGAAAUAGCUCCAUCAGGCCCAUGAAGGAAAGGGAAACAAAACUGAGUGCCAAGCAUAUGAUAACAUGCUCAGCAUCAUAUGACAUUAGGGGAUUGCAAAUUGAAACAACAGUACCACCACACACCUAUCAGAAUGGCCAAAAUCCAGAAGACUGACAUCACCAAUGCUAGUGAGAAUGUGGAGCAACAGGAACUCUCAUUCACGGCUGGUGGGGAUGCAAAGUGGUGGAGCCACUUGGGAAGACAGUCUGGCAGAUUCCUAAAAAGGUAAACAUACUCUUACUAAACAAUCUAGUAGAUUUGCUCCUAGGUGUUUACCCAAAGGAGUUGAAAACAUGUCCACACAGAAAACCUGCACAUGAAUGUUUAUAGCAGCUUUACUCAAAAUUGCCAAAAAUUGGAAGCAACCAAGAUGUCCUUCAAUAGGUGGGCGGAUAAAGAAAUUGUAUCCAAUUCUAUUUCUAUGAGGAAAAUCUAUUCAUACAAUAGAAUACUAGUGUCAGAGAUUUUUUUUUAACAAAGAGCUAUCAAGCCAUGAAAAGAUAAGGAAGAACUUUAAUGCAUAUUGGUAAGUGAAAAAAGCCAGUUUGCAAAGGCUAGAUACUAUAUGAUCCCAACUGUAUAACAUUCUGAAAAAGGCACAACUAUGGAGACAAUAAAAAGAACAGAGUUUUGGAUGAAGGGAGGGAUGAACAGGCAGAAUACAAACAAAUUUUAGGGCAGUGAAACUAUUAUUAUGAUACUUUAUGGAUAUAGAAUAUUAUGCAUUUUUCAAAACACAUAGAAUAUACAACAUGAAGAAUGAAUGCUAAUGUAAACUCUGGAUUUUUAUUAAUAAUAUUAUUUAAUUAAAAUGAUUUAUUUUACUUAUUUUCAUUAUUAUCUAAAAUGUUAUUUAAUUAUUAAAUUUAGAUGCUACUUAAUUUUUGCUUUAUUAUUAUUAUGUUAAUAUCAUCAACUGUAACUAGUGUACAACACUAAUGCAAGAUGUUAAUAGGGGAAAUCGUGUUGGAGAGAGAGAUAUGUGAGAACUCUGUACUUUCUUUUCAAUGUUUCUGUAAACAUAAAGCUGCUCUAAAAAAUUAAAUCUAUUAAAAAAAAAACUGAGUGGAAAAA